Molecule: messenger RNA, 1044 nt
Organism: Photinus pyralis (common eastern firefly)
Lineage: Eukaryota; Metazoa; Arthropoda; Insecta; Coleoptera; Lampyridae
Exons: 2
Coding region: 640-1044 (134 amino acids)
Cellular component (GO): SWI/SNF superfamily-type complex
Molecular function (GO): DNA binding
Source: RefSeq, a predicted model, not a curated record
UGCGUUGCGAUAUUUGAACUGUUACUGUGUGUUGUCAAAACGAAUAAUGUAUUUUUAUUAUUGAUCCCGUAACUUGAUAAUUGCGCAAAGUUAAGCGAAAUUUGUGGGAUAUCGUCGGGAAUAAAAAGUGAUGUGUUAAAUCGGGCUGUCCGCGUAAAUUCGUGUUUUACAUAGGUAAUAAAAGUAAACCUUUGGCGCCUGGUAAUAAGGAGAACCCGGCAGCCAUGUUGUAAUAGGUCUUGUCAAGCAUCAUGGGUUAAUACAAGUUCGUUAGGUAGAGUUUUUUGUGUAAAUCGGCGUGAAGUGAUUAGUGAUAGCGCAUUUUUCGACGAUUUCGUUCAAGUUGAGGUGUUGUUUAUAAACAGACGUGCGACUUUCGCGACGAGUACGUCGGUUCUGCGCAUAUUACGGUAAGAGUGAGUGCAACGUCGUUGUAGCACAGGGAGUCGUCAACUGCCUGGCCAGUGAUUGCAAGGAGUGUGCAUCCCUGGUGCGGGAAGCGAUCAAAACAACUCCAGGACCGCGGAUGUAUGUCCGGCGAUCACCUCCGGGUCGUGGCCGCUAUCGGUCAUGUUGACAAGCAUCGAUGUUUCUCAGUGACACGUGUUGUACCACCGUAAACAAGGGUUUUGCGCUACUAUGGCCAAAAUUCUUGAUACCGAUCCCAUUUUAUACGCGAAAGAGCGGGACGGGUUCCUCAGAGACCUGCAGCACUUCCACGAGACUCGAGGGACGCCGUUCCGAAGGGCUCCUACCAUAAAUGGACACGAGAUUGAUCUUUACCUUUUGUAUUGUUUAGUCACCGAAGAAGGAGGAUGGAUCAAGGUAAGCGCGGCACUAUUAAUUAACAAAAUUCGUAAUUCCCGGCGAAACUUUAAACUAUCAGGUGUUCGCAGCGAGGUCAGUGCUGCUGGUGAAUUAAUUCUUUAUCUCGCGAGAAGCGGCCCGACUCCCCCACCCGAAAACGCACGUGUACCUACUGAUAUCAGUUCGCACUUUUGCACAAUUAAGAAAGUCAAUCACCUUCUUCGGAAUACCCAAUGA